ACAGAAACGUUAUCUCCCACUUCUCUCUCAUGGAACUUCCUCACACCUCCUCAUCGGCCGCCGUCGCCGGAAUCUUCGCCCUUCUAAUCUUCCUCUAUGCCCUCUUCAACAUAUAUAAAAGACUCAGCUCUAAUCCAAAGAGACUCCCACCGGAACCCGCCGGAGCAUGGCCGGUGAUCGGUCACCUCCAUCUACUAAGCACAACAGAGCCAGCCCACAUAACGUUGGCCAAAAUGGCGGAUGUGUACGGACCAAUCUUUACAUUAAGGUUGGGCAUGCACAAAGCCUUGAUUGUAAGCAGCUGGGAGAUAGCAAGGGAAUGUUUUACGACAAAAGACAGAAUCUUUGCCUCUCGACCAAAGCUUGUCGCCUCAAAGCUGCUUGGUUAUAACUACGCCAUGAUGGGGUUGAGCCCCUAUGGCUCACACUGGCGCCAUGUUCGUAAAAUGGCCACUCUCGAGCUCUUCACGAACCACCGCCUACAGCAGCUCCAACACGUUAGGGUGUCGGAGGUUGAAAGUGCGAUUAAGAAGCUGUAUGCGUUAUGUGGUAAUGGAAAGGAGAAAGCUUUGGUGGAUAUGAAGACGUGGUUUGGUGAUAUUACUCUCAAUACCAUAUUCAGAGUAGUGGUCGGAAAACGAUUCUCGACGGCGGUGGAGGGUGGCGGUAAUGAUGAGUAUCGGAAGGCGUUGAGGGAAUUCUUUGAAUGGUUUGGAGUGUUUGUUCCUUCGGAUUCAUUUCCGUUUCUUAAAUGGUUGGAUUUGGGAGGACAUGAGAAGGCCAUGAAGAAGACGGCGGAGGUUUUGGAUGACGUGUUUGAUAAAUGGGUGGAAGAGCGUCGGAAAAUGAGAGCUUCCGAUGAAGCGAAGACGGCGGAGCAUGAUUUCAUGGAUGUCAUGCUUUCUACUGUUAAGGAUUAUGAUGAACUUUCGAGCUAUGACGCUAAUACCGUUAUCAAAUCUACAUGUUUGGCACUUAUAUUGGCAGGUUCGGAUACGACGACAGUUACGAUGAUAUGGGCUCUUUCUUUACUACUCAACAAUCCCGAAGCACUCAAGAAAGCUCAGAUUGAAUUAGAUGAACACGUUGGGAGACAGAAACAAGUGAAGGAAUCAGACGUGAAAAAUCUUGUAUAUCUCCAAGCAAUUGUGAAGGAAACGUUACGUUUGUAUCCUCCCGGGCCAUUUGGCAUUCCUCACGAAUCUACUGAGGAUUGUACUAUUAAUGACUAUCAUAUUCCAGCAAGGACACGUUUGAUGGUAAACAUUCAGAAACUUCAAAGAGACCCACGAGUAUGGGAAGAUCCUUGUGAAUUUCAACCAGAGAGAUUCCUAACCCGUCAUAGAGAUUUUGAUGUUAGAGGACAAAGUCCUGAGUUCAUACCAUUUGGAAACGGACGAAGGAUGUGUCCUGGAAUCUCAUUUGCCCUUCAAAUUAUGCAUUUAACUUUGGCAAAUCUACUUCAUAGAUUUGAGAUUGACAGGUCAUCUAAAGAGUUAAUGAAUAUGGAAGAAAGCGCGGGUAUGACGAGUAUUAGAAAGGGCCCACUCGAGGUGGUUUUAAGUCCACGUCUCCGUCUUUGAUAUCCACUCAAGAUUGUUCAUCUAGUUCAACUUACGCCUUCCCAAAUGUUUCUUGAAUAAUACUAUCAAUAAUAAAAAUAAUUAGCAUGAAAAAGAUUUAAGCGA
Messenger RNA from Cucurbita pepo subsp. pepo (vegetable marrow), 1688 nucleotides. Its product is annotated as cytochrome P450 CYP82D47. Gene Ontology annotation, molecular function: iron ion binding; heme binding; monooxygenase activity. Lineage: Eukaryota; Viridiplantae; Streptophyta; Magnoliopsida; Cucurbitales; Cucurbitaceae. The record is from RefSeq and is a predicted model, not a curated record.